Molecule: messenger RNA, 1668 nt
Organism: Cydia amplana
Lineage: Eukaryota; Metazoa; Arthropoda; Insecta; Lepidoptera; Tortricidae
Product: gastrula zinc finger protein XlCGF57.1-like
Exons: 3
Coding region: 1-1641 (546 amino acids)
Biological process (GO): regulation of gene expression
Cellular component (GO): nucleus
Source: RefSeq, a predicted model, not a curated record
AUGGAGACGAGUGCUGACGCGGGCAGCAUGUCGUCGGCGCGCGUGAAGCAGGAGGCAGAGACGGACCAGACGGAAAUACCCCUUAUUAAGGAGGAAGCCGGAUUUGUGGAUGCAGAGGCUUGUGUGAAGGAGGAGUGUGAGGACAGCACAGCCGGGUGCGGCGUGAGCGAGGCCGCCAUGCUGGCCGGCCUGUACGACGAGCAUGUGGUCAAGGACGAGCUCGUGCUGGGGCCGGAGCGCCCGCACCGCCCCAUAGUCGCCCCGGUGGUGACAGCGCCCACUCUUGCGUCCUCAGCGGUGGUGUCGUGUCGGCGCGGCUCGUGCUCGGUCAGGCUGGAGCGCCUGCUGGUGGACGCGGCGCGCCGCACCUGCCGGGUCGGGCGCCGCACAUACAAGCUGCACGCCACCGAGCCCGCACCCACACCCCAUGUCACCACCACCAUCUAUCAAUGUCACCAUUGCGGCAAACGGUUCAGGAGCAAGUCGGUUUUGAAGAAGCACGUACACAAUCACUCGCCUUUACAUAAUUCAACCGUAGGGGAUUAUCGUUUAGAACGACAUCAAAUGCUACACGGUGACAAAAAACUGAAGAAAAAGGCUCACAUGAUUAUACACUCGGGCGAAAAGCCUUUCAGGUGUAAAUACUGUGGCUACGAGAGUAGUAGAAAAUCAAAUUUACGGACUCACCUGAUGACUCACACAGACGAGAAGCCUUUCAGGUGUACACACUGUGACCACAAGUCUAGAACAAAACCACACUUACGGAAUCACCUGAUGACUCAUACAGACGAGAAGCCUUUCAGUUGUAGUCACUGUAGCUACAAGUGUAGAAGAAAAGCAGAUUUACAAACUCACCUGGUGACUCACACAGAAGAGAAGCCUUUCAGCUGUAGUCACUGUAGCUACAAGUGUAGAAGAAAAAUAGAUUUACAGAGACACCUGAUGACUCACACAGACGAGAAGCCUUUCAGUUGUAGUCACUGUGGCUUCAAGUGUAGAAGAAAAGAAGAUUUACAGAGACACCUGAUGACUCACACAGACGAGAUGCCUUUCAGGUGUACACACUGUGGCUACAAGUGUAGAAGAAAGGGAAAUUUACAUACUCACCUGAUGACUCACACAGAAGAGAAGCCUUUCAGUUGUAGUCACUGUAGCUACAAGUGUAGAAGAAAAGCAGAUUUACAAACUCACCUGGUGACUCACACAGAAGAGAAGCCUUUCAGUUGUAGUCACUGUAGCUACAAGUGCAGAAGAAAAGCAGAUUUACAAACUCACCUGGUGACUCACACAGAAGAGAAGCCUUUCAGCUGUAGUCACUGUAGCUACAAGUGUAGAAGAAAAAUAGAUUUACAGAGACACCUGAUGACUCACACAGACGAGAAGCCUUUCAGUUGUAGUCACUGUGGCUACAAGUGUAGAAGAAAAGAAGAUUUACAGAGACACCUGAUGACUCACACAGACGAGAAGCCUUUCAGUUGUAGAUACUGUAGCUACAAGUGUAGAAGAAAAGAAGAUUUACAGCGUCACCUGAUGACGCACACAGAUGAGAAGCCUUUCAGGUGUAAACACUGUGCCUACAUGUGUAAAAGAAAAACAGUAUUACUGACUCACCAGAUGAGAAGCCGUUCAUGUGUAGUGUAGCCACAAGUGUAGAAGGAAAUUUGGCUU